Molecule: messenger RNA, 698 nt
Organism: Scatophagus argus
Lineage: Eukaryota; Metazoa; Chordata; Actinopteri; Scatophagidae
Gene: dph3
Product: diphthamide biosynthesis 3
Exons: 3
Coding region: 114-374 (86 amino acids)
Biological process (GO): protein histidyl modification to diphthamide
Molecular function (GO): metal ion binding
Source: RefSeq, a predicted model, not a curated record
CGCUUGAGACGACUGCAGUGACGUAUUUAUUCUGCGCCAGGCCUCACGCUUUCCUGAAAUGUAGCGCUUUUAAGCAGUCUACCGUGGUCUUCUGUGUUCGGUCUUCGGACAAAAUGUCCGUGUAUCACGACGAAAUAGAGAUCGAAGACUUUGAAUAUGACGAGGAGACGGAGACGUAUUCCUUCCCGUGUCCCUGCGGAGACAAGUUUGUCAUAACUAAGGAGGAUCUGGAGAACGGCGAGGAGGUGGCAACGUGUCCCAGCUGCUCGCUCAUCGUCAAAGUCAUCUAUGACAAGGAUGCGUUUGUGUGCGGCGAAGUCAUCGAAGCGCCGUCAUCGUCUAUGGAAAACAAAUUGCAGGCGCUUCAGUCCUGACCCUCCUCUGCAAAGCCACGGACUGCUCCUUUAAAUCACAUUCUGCUUCUUCUCUGAACGUUUGACUCACUUCUUAGAAUCGAAUUUUAUUCAGAAAACGAACCCGAGAGAAUCCACCACGUCUGAAGAGUUGCUGACGUGAAACGAUGCGUUCAGGUGCUGCUGGGAAAGGUGACUCAACAGACAGAAGAAAAAUAUAUGUGAAAUGACCGGUUCGUGUGAUGCGAUGUGUAAAUAUUAACUUAUGUAACUUAAUGUUUUGUGUCGUGUGGUUAUUUGUUUGUGUGACCAGAGGGAAAACACAUUAAACACCAUCCGGUUUUA